UGGCGGCGGCGUUGGUGGUGGCAGUGGACGGGGCGGCUGGGCCUGGAACAGUCGGAGCAGCCGCUAGCAGAAGGAUGACCCAAGACGGGAAGCGGGCUGCUGAGCCUCGCCGAUUCCCGUGCUUGUAACUGCCCCAGCCGGACACCCCCCCCUCCCUUGACCUACCCGGUCUGUGUCUCGUUCCGGCUCGGCCUGCGCCCCCACUCCGCUCCCCAGCCGGUUUCCCCUAAGGAUGGGCCUGACCCAUUUCCCAAGCUCUUAGCGCUCAGGUCUUUUCCUUCUGCCGACCCGAAGUCAUCGCUGGGAGUACUGGUUGCCCUUUCCUCAGGUCAGCCCUUGUGUUGCCCCCAAGAGUCAGCCGCACAGUUCACAGGGACGCCUUGCUUUUGGGUGACCCAUGUGUGCGCUCCUAUUUCUCCCCUUAGUUGAGGGACACGGCUCGCCCUGCGUCUCCCCGUCACCUCAGGGCCACCGCGCAAUGUGUCCCCCUCCCCCAUCCCAAGUUCCCAGGCCCAGCACCUUGUACGGAAGGCGGAGGUCCGAGAAUUCCGGAGUCGGUUGUUGUCUUGUGGUCUUGUACCCUUUGUAACAUAAUUCUCUUAGUUUACCUCUUCUAACUCCCAAAUCUUUUAGGAUAUCUUAGAACGGUCCCAUUUGGUCCCUGUUAGUUGGAAAGCAUCUGGUGGCUUGAAUUUCUGACUCAUGAUUGUUACUGGAGUCUCUGUAAACAAACCGGCACUAGCGCUAUCACAUUCUGUCCGGGAUUUCCCCCCCUGCUCUGUGGCUUCUUGUUGAGAGGUUGUUUGGUUAUGGUUUAGCGUUGAAAAGAUUCAGGUUAUCCUUUUAAAUGACUUUACGUUUUAUUGGAGCUGGGAGAUUACUUACCUGGCUUCUAAUCAUCAUGUUGGUUCAUUUUAUUUCCGUAUGUGUGUGGGUUAUUUGUUCAGUAAUUAGAAUUAGAUCAAGUAUUCUGCUUUUAAGUAGUUUUGAGAAGGCCUAAAAAUACUAAAGUGUAUUCAUAAAUAUUUUUAUUAUAUUCAGUAGAAGACACACCUUUGCCAUGUAAAUUUUAACUUUUCUCAGUCCUUCAGUGAGUCUACAGACCUAUUUUCUCAGGAGCUCAGCCUGGCCUUCAGUGAUAAAAGGAGGAAAGGAAGCCUGUCUAGCAGUCCAGAGGAGAUGUCUGGAGCUGAAGAAGGGAGGGAGACAUCCUCAGGCAUUGAAGUGGAGGCCUCAGACCUGAGUUUGAGCUUGACUGGGGAUGAUGGUGGCCCCAACCACACCAGCACAGAAAGUCGAGGCACAGACACAGAGAGCUCAGGUGAAGAUAAGGACUCUGACAGCAUGGAGGACACUGGUCAUUACUCCAUUAAUGAUGAAAAUCGAGUCCAUGACCGCUCAGAGGAAGAGGAAGAGGAGGAAGAAGAGGAGGAAGAAGAGCAGCCUCGGCGCCGUGUACAGCGCAAGCGGGCUAACCGUGACCAGGACUCAUCAGAUGAUGAGCGGGCCCUAGAGGACUGGGUGUCCUCGGAAACAUCAGCUCUACCCCGACCUCGCUGGCAAGCCCUCCCUGCCCUUCGGGAGCGGGAGCUGGGUUCAAGUGCCCGCUUUGUCUAUGAGGCCUGUGGGGCAAGAGUCUUUGUGCAGCGUUUCCGCCUGCAGCAUGGGCUUGAGGGCCAUACUGGUUGUGUCAAUACCCUGCACUUUAACCAGCGCGGCACCUGGCUGGCCAGUGGCAGCGAUGACCUGAAGGUGGUGGUGUGGGAUUGGGUGCGGCGGCAGCCAGUACUGGACUUUGAGAGUGGCCACAAAAGUAAUGUGUUCCAGGCCAAGUUUCUUCCUAACAGUGGUGAUUCCACUCUGGCCAUGUGUGCCCGUGACGGGCAGGUUCGGGUAGCAGAACUGUCUGCCACACAGUGUUGCAAGAAUACAAAACGUGUGGCCCAGCACAAGGGAGCGUCCCACAAGUUGGCACUGGAACCAGACUCUCCCUGUACGUUCUUAUCUGCAGGUGAAGAUGCAGUUGUUUUCACCAUUGACCUGAGACAAGACCGCCCAGCGUCGAAACUGGUGGUGACAAAAGAGAAAGAGAAGAAAGUGGGGCUGUAUACGAUCUAUGUGAAUCCUGCCAAUACCCACCAGUUUGCAGUGGGUGGACGAGAUCAGUUUGUAAGGAUUUAUGACCAGAGGAAAAUUGAUGAGAAUGAGAACAAUGGAGUACUCAAGAAGUUCUGUCCUCAUCACCUGGUGAACAGUGAGUCCAAAGCAAACAUCACCUGUCUUGUGUACAGCCACGACGGCACAGAGCUCCUGGCCAGUUACAAUGAUGAAGACAUUUACCUCUUCAACUCCUCUCACAGUGAUGGGGCCCAGUAUGUUAAGAGAUACAAGGGCCACAGAAAUAAUGCCACAGUAAAAGGCGUCAAUUUCUAUGGCCCCAAGAGUGAGUUUGUGGUGAGCGGUAGUGACUGUGGGCACAUCUUCCUCUGGGAGAAAUCAUCCUGCCAGAUUAUUCAGUUCAUGGAGGGGGACAAGGGAGGCGUGGUAAACUGUCUUGAGCCCCACCCUCACCUGCCUGUGCUGGCAACCAGUGGCCUAGACCAUGAUGUGAAGAUCUGGGCACCCACAGCUGAAGCCUCCACUGAGCUGAUAGGGUUAAAAGAUGUGAUUAAGAAGAACAAGCGGGAGCGGGAUGAAGAUAGCUUGCACCAUACUGACCUGUUUGAUAGUCACAUGCUGUGGUUCCUUAUGCAUCACCUGAGACAGAGACGCCAUCACCGGCGCUGGCGAGAACCUGGGGUUGGGGCCACAGACGCGGACUCUGAUGAGUCUCCCAGCUCCUCAGACACAUCGGACGAGGAGGAGGGCCCUGACCGGGUGCAGUGCAUGCCAUCUUGAGGCCUCAUACCUAGGUGGGGCAGGCUGGGGCUGCCAACCUGAUCCUGCCUGGGCAACCCUUUCCUGUCCCAGGCCCUACAUUCAGCAGAAACGCACUUUGGACUUUUUGCUUUAGAUAAAAGAAAGACAUCCCAGGAGAAGGACAAACCUCAGAGGAGUGAACCAACAAAGAGUACCUAGGAAUGGGAGUUGAGCCCUGGAAUGGGGCUCCAUGGAGAGGUGCAUAGGACUCAGCAGAAAUGGCCUCUCCCCAAAGCCUCUUUUUGAGAGGAGAGGGAAGCCUAUUUUGUUAACUGGUUUGGGAUAGGGAAUGGGGUUUCUUUUUCUUUAAUCUCCCUUGUUUCUUGGGCUGGGGGAUGUGGGGAGAACAACUGGCUAUUCAGUACCAAGGGGCCAGAGUGGAGGGUAGGAGUGCCACUCUCUCUUUGGUUUAGGUUUUUGACCUUUUCUUCCUUUGUUUUUUGAAAGUAUAUGACAGUUGGUUUUCCCCCCUCGGCAACCCCAUCCCAGAAUCCUAUUUUCCUGGGAAGUCCUUAAAGCCCCUAACCAUCCCACACUCUUCACUUUCCUUUCCACCUUAUUCAUUCUCUACUUAUCACAGUGUUUUGCACUUGAUUACAUAUCCUUCACUCUCUUCUCUUCAUCCCAUCACCCCCUAAAUAGGUCAGGUGAGGGAGGUUGGGAAGAGGUGGGAGGAGGGGCAGAAGUGAAGGAAGAAUAGGAAGGAUAUUACCUCUUCUGUUAUUUUUUUAAAAAACAUUGUUUGGUGGCAGCAAUCUCCCUGUCCCUAUCACUGUUAGAGGCCUAAUUUUAUAUCUAUAAAUAUAUUAAAAAGCAAGUCAAACUUGGAUGUAUCAAGGUAAAAUUAUUGUCAAAGUUUAAAUACCUAUAUAUUCUCUAUGAAUGCAAUAAAGGGACUUAAAGAGUGAACAAGAGUAAUGGUGUGGAGGUGACACCUGGGGUCAGUUUACCUCUAUGUAUGGUCACUAGAGAUUGGGACUUACCCUUUAGGUUUUAGGAGGCUCAAGAAUGGAAGGAUCCUCAUUUCUGCCCUUCCUGGUUCCUUGCUUUGGUGUAGGGGUUGGGAAAAACAGGAAAUCCUCCCAGCUCUUUGCCUCAGAUCUCCUACCUCUCCUUAAGUCUUGUAGUGGGUUCCAAGGAUGGCUCUUCUAACCAGAGGCUGGCCUGUCUUUAAAACUUAACUACUUUAGGGUGGUGCCACCACUGCAGACUAUUGUGGUACUUUGUGACAGAAGACAUGUACACACACACCACACACACAUACAUACUCACUCUCUCACUCUGUCUCUCUUACCUUUAGCUGCUUGAUCUUUAAGCCAUCCAACUUCAUGCCAGUUCCCUUCUUUAUAGAAGAGUGAAGGGAAAGACUUCCUGGGUUUGACUUAAACCUUCUCCACCUCUUGACAUGUUAGGAUUGAGGAAUAAGUCAUUAAUCUAAGGACUGAUUACAGUGGCUGGAGCUUGGGCACUUGUCUUAUCACUGGUCACUGAGUCUGAAAGUCCCAGCUGAAUUCUUGCCCUUAAGUGCUUUUGCUGCUAUUUUUUUUGCCCCCAGUUUCCACAAGAUUCAAUCAAGAAUUCUGUAUCCUGGGACAGUCAGAUUCUACUAAAUCAGGCCAGGAAGGAGGGGAAAAGAGAGAAUGGUAUUUCCAGAUACUUCUUCCUCCUGCCCCUUUUCCCAGCAGCUCUCAGACGAGAUGUUGGCUGCUGUACUUACUCCCUGAGGUAGGGAAUGUGUGGUGAUCGAGUGGUCUGUGUUCCUGUUGCUGGUGGGGUGAUAGGGUGGGCUAAAAACCAUGCACUCUGGAAUUUGUUGUAUUUUCUCCCAGUAAAGCUUUUCUUCUCCUGA
This is a messenger RNA of Symphalangus syndactylus (siamang), 4768 nucleotides long. RefSeq names its product DDB1 and CUL4 associated factor 8 (gene DCAF8). The record is from RefSeq and is a predicted model, not a curated record. Gene Ontology annotation, molecular function: protein binding. Lineage: Eukaryota; Metazoa; Chordata; Mammalia; Primates; Hylobatidae. Gene Ontology annotation, cellular component: Cul4-RING E3 ubiquitin ligase complex; cytoplasm.